Molecule: messenger RNA, 7291 nt
Organism: Harpegnathos saltator (Jerdon's jumping ant)
Lineage: Eukaryota; Metazoa; Arthropoda; Insecta; Hymenoptera; Formicidae
Gene: Top2
Product: DNA topoisomerase 2
Exons: 23
Coding region: 338-4816 (1492 amino acids)
Biological process (GO): resolution of meiotic recombination intermediates; DNA topological change; sister chromatid segregation
Cellular component (GO): nucleus
Molecular function (GO): ATP binding; DNA topoisomerase type II (double strand cut, ATP-hydrolyzing) activity; DNA binding
Source: RefSeq, a predicted model, not a curated record
GCAGCCCUGUUCCAACGGAAACGAGCCAAGCAGCGCGAACGAGCAACGAAACGCGUCUAGGUACGGAGAAGAGUAUGUAUGUAUCGCGAGGCCUUCCGUGUUGCGCGUGAAUGAAUGAUGUUCGACGGUACGGGGAGGUGAGCGACCGACACGGAACAUCAUCGUCGACGAGCGGCAGUGUGUGGCGAACAGUGGCGUUGGUGAUAUGCCAAUAAUUAGCGUUCGUGACUCCGAUGGACGUCCCGCGCUCAUAGAGUCAACUGCCGCCGACGCUACGCCGAUCAGCAUACGCUCGUCUCGGGAUCACUGAAGAUUACAGAGAAUACAGUGUAGCAAAAUGAGUACAGCAAUGGAGAAUGGGGCUGGUGAUAGCGGUCCAAAGCAGAAAACCAUCGAAGGCAUCUACCAGAAAAAAUCUCAGUUGGAACAUAUCUUGUUGCGUCCAGAUACUUACAUCGGUUCAGUGGAACCAGUAACAGAAAUGAUGUGGAUUUUUGAUAAAGAGAAAGAUAUGAUGGUACAGAAGGAUAUCAAGUAUGUUCCUGGAUUAUACAAAAUUUUUGACGAGAUCCUGGUAAAUGCUGCUGAUAAUAAACAACGUGAUCCUAAAAUGGAUAUGAUCAAAAUUGAUAUUGAUUCUGAAAAUAAUACUAUUUCUGUGUGGAACAACGGAAAAGGUAUCCCUGUUGUGAUACACAAGGAAGAGAAUAUGUAUGUACCUACCAUGAUAUUUGGUCAUCUUUUGACAUCAUCAAAUUAUGAUGAUGAAGAGGAAAAAGUGACCGGUGGGAGAAACGGUUAUGGUGCCAAAUUGUGUAAUAUCUUUAGCCAUCGUUUUACUGUUGAGACUGCGACGAAAGAAUAUAGAAAAUCUUUAAAGCAAACAUGGGGUAAUAAUAUGGGAAAAGCUAGCGAACCGAGGAUCAAAGAAUAUCACGGCGAGGAUUUUACUAAGGUCACAUUUUCGCCGGACUUAUCAAAGUUCAAAAUGCAAUCGCUAGAUGAAGAUAUUGUAGCUCUUAUGUCCCGAAGAGCGUAUGAUGUGGCUGCCUCUUCGAAAGGCGUUAAAGUUUAUUUGAACGGUACUCGAGUUCCAGUGAAGAAUUUUAAAGAUUACAUUGAUUUUUACAUCAAGGGGAAAGAGGAUGACGUUGGUAAUCCACUGAAAAUUAUAUACGAGAAUUGCGGGCCACGCUGGGAAGUGGCUAUUACUUUAUCUGACAAAGGGUUCCAACAAAUGUCAUUUGUGAACAGUAUCGCUACAACGAAGGGUGGGAGACACGUCGAUCAUGUAACAGAGUUAAUAGUUAAGCAGUUGAUCGAGACGUUGAAGAAGAAGAAUAAAGCCGGUGUGGCCAUCAAGCCGUUUCAAAUCAAGAAUCACUUGUGGAUCUUCAUUAACUGUCUCAUCAACAAUCCCACGUUCGAUUCUCAGACUAAAGAGAACAUGACCCUACAGGCGAAGAGUUUUGGCUCCAAGUGUACACUCACCGACAAGUUUAUCGCUAACAUCACCAAAAUCGGCAUCGUAGAAGCAGUGUUGACUUGGGCGAAAUUCAAAGCUGACAGCCAGCUUCAGAAGUUAGGUCCUAAGUCGAAGCAAAGAAAACUUCAAGGUAUCCCCAAGUUGGAAGACGCCAACGAUGCAGGAACCGGCAAAUCGUUGGAGUGCACUCUCAUAUUAACCGAGGGAGAUUCAGCCAAAACAAUGGCUGUGUCCGGUAUCGCCUCCAUAGGUAGAGACAAAUACGGCAUAUUUCCAUUGAGAGGUAAAAUGUUAAACGUGAGAGAAGCCACGCACAAACAAAUCCUGGAGAACGCCGAGAUCAACAAUUUGAUAAAGAUUCUCGGUCUUCAAUACAAGAAGAAGUACGAGACCCGAGAUGAUCUAAAGACGUUACGCUACGGAAAGAUGAUGAUCAUGACCGAUCAAGAUCAGGACGGUUCGCAUAUCAAAGGUCUCUUGAUUAACUUCAUCCAUCACAACUGGCCGUCGCUAUUGAAACUGAACUUUAUCGAAGAGUUCAUCACGCCUAUUGUGAAGGCCACCAAGGGCAAUCAGCAAUUAUCAUUCUUUUCACUACCAGAAUUCGAGAUGUGGAAGAAGGAAACGGACAAUUUUCACACGUACAAAAUCAAAUACUACAAAGGUUUGGGUACUUCCACUGCCAAAGAGGCAAAGGAGUACUUCGAGAAUAUGGCCAGGCACCGAAUACGUUUCCGGUACGACGGUGAACAGGACGACCAGAACAUUAUUAUGGCGUUCAGCAAGAAAUGCGUAGAUCAACGCAAAGACUGGCUAAUGAAUCAUAUGAAUGAGACAAAAAGGCGGAAGGAGAUCGGUCUUAGCGAGCGUUAUCUCUACGAGAAGGACACGCGUGCUGUCUCCUUUUCGGAUUUCAUCAACGUCGAGCUGGUGUUGUACAGCAAUUACGACAACGUGAGGUCUAUUCCAAACAUGAUCGAUGGCUUCAAACCGGGCCAGAGGAAGGUGAUGUUCACUUGCUUGAAGCGCAACGACCGACGCGAAGUGAAAGUGGCACAAUUGGCAGGUUCGGUCGCCGAGCACUCGGCGUACCAUCACGGCGAGACGUCCUUGAUGGCGACUAUAAUCAAUCUCGCGCAGAAUUUUGUCGGCAGCAACAACAUCAAUCUGCUGCAGCCCAUCGGUCAGUUCGGCACAAGACUGGCCGGAGGAAAGGACGCCGCCAGUCCAAGAUAUAUUUUCACUAUGCUCAGCCCACUGGCGAGGUAUAUAUUCCACAAACACGAUGAUGCGCUCUUGAAACAUGAAUACGACGAUAAUCAAAAGAUCGAGCCUGUCUUUUAUAUACCGGUGAUCCCUAUGGUGCUGGUGAACGGAGCCGACGGUAUCGGCACCGGCUGGAUGACGAAGAUUCCAAAUUACAAUCCGCGGGAGAUCAUCGAGAACUUGCAGAGGAUGAUGGAUGGCAUCGAUCCGAAACCCAUGACGCCGUAUUACAAAAAUUUCAAAGGCGUCGUGGAGAGCUGCGGGGACUUCCGUUAUGUCAUAAGCGGAGAGAUAUCGGUGAUAGGACCGGACAAGUUGGAGAUCACCGAGCUUCCCAUUGGCACGUGGACGCAGACUUACAAGGAAACCGUGUUGGAACCCAUGUUGCACGGAUCCGACAAGACGCCAGCCGUCAUCACGGACUACAAGGAAUAUAACACAGACACAGCGGUGCACUUCAUAGUGAUGUUGAAUCGUGACAAAUUGCUGGAGCUGGAGAAAGACGGUCUUCACAAAGCGUUCAAGAUCCAAACAACGAUGACAAUAACAUCCAUGUGCGCCUUCGACGAGAAUCAAUGCCUGAACAAGUACGACAGCGUGAUACAGAUACUGAAGAGAUUCUACAAGGUACGAAUGGAUACGUAUCACAAGAGGAAAGAUUACCUGGAGGGUGUUUUGCAAGCGGAGGCGGCGAAGCUGUCGAAUCAAGCGCGCUUCAUCCUGGAGAAAUGCGACGGCACGUUGGUGAUCGAGAACAAGAAGAAGAAGGACAUGAUCGCGGAAUUAGUCCGGCGCAAUUAUGAGUCGGACCCGGUGGUAGCGUGGAAACUGUCGCAGAACAGGGAGCAAGUGCUGGAGGAAGUCGCGGAGAACGAUGAUGAGAACGCCGCGGCUGCAACCGCCAUCACGAUGGAGAGCGAAAAUUUCGAUUACCUUCUCGGAAUGACUAUGUGGACUCUGACGAAGGAGAAGAAGGACGAUUUGCUGCGGCAACGGGAUGAGAAGGUGGCAGAGCUGAAGAGACUGCAAGCUCGCACACCAAUUUCUUUGUGGAAAGAGGAUCUAGACAAUCUAUUGAGCGAGUUAAAUAAGCUGGAAGAGAAGGAACGGAAAGAGGAAAACAAAUCGAAGCAAACUGUUAAGAAGCCGCCCUCGAAGUUCUACAAGGAGGACACUCGUCGCAUAGUGCCAGUCAUUGACGUUGAGUUGAAGAAGAAGAUCGAAAAAGCCGACAUAGUGUCGAAAGACAAGAAAGAGGGUAUAAAGAAACCGCGGGUGAAGAAGGAGCUAAUCUCACCGGAGGAAAAAGACGAGUUCGAUGCAUUAAUUGAGUCUAAUUCGAAGCCACUCGACGACAGGCUUGGAAUUUCCCCAGAGAAGAUUGAAAAGAAGGCUGGAAAGAAAGGAAUGAAGCAGUCGACGUUGCCGUUCAAGCCAAUAAAGAAGAAGAAAGAUAAGGACUCGGACGACAGUGACAACAUCGAUUUCGGUAGUAUUUCGCCACCUCCACCACGCACGUCCCGCAGAUCCGCAGUCAAAAAGAAGUAUACCGUGAGCAGUGACGAUUCGGACGACAGUCUCGAGAUAUUAAGUCCUUCCGAUUCCGAGCCAGCGAACAAGCAAAAAGUUAUGAUGCUGAGCGAUUCGGACGACAAUUUCAAACCCGCCAAGAAACCACACCAGCCAGCCCCGAGCUCAGAGGAGCUUUUCGACUCGUUGGUCGGCAAUUCUUCUCCAGAGAAGCAGGCGAAACCCGUGAUAUCCUCAUCCGGGGAAGACUCACCUGUAAAAUUCACGCCACCUAAAAAAGCACCCGCGAAAAAGAAGACUGAAAACGGCGGUGGCAAAGCAACGAAGAGGCAGGUGAAGAAGAAAUCAAAGUCAUCAGACUCCGAAACGGACGACAUCUUCGUUAAACAAAAUCCUCCGAAGAAGAAGAAGAAGAAAUCCGACUCUGAGGACGAUAUCAUGACCGACGAUUUACCGCCACCCCGGAAGACCGCCGGGCGAGUGCGUAAGCCGGUGUCUUACGCUCUGAAAUCGGACGACGAGGACUCCGAUUGAACGUUCUUAUGUCGUGCUGUGAAAGUGCCAGAAAGACGAUGCAAUUAGCUAAGAAGAGCAGUGGAUUCGGAGCCAAGAUCGAACUUUUUCGCAGGUCGUUCUCGAGAAACAAAUAUAUCUCUAAUAAAUGUAUCUCUUGAGGAAGUGUAUUAAGGAAUUCUCCGAAGAACUUUCGUAUGGCGAUCGCGUUCGCGACGCUAAUUAGUAAUUUUAACCAGGAGAGGACGUUUCGUCGUGCAGGAUCUGCCGAACACAUUUUAGGGGAAAUCUUCGUAUUUCGUAUCGUAUUUCGGACGGAAAGGAGGAAAGGAAAUGAAGAAGGAAAACAGAAAAGUAGUAGUCGUAUGAACGUAGAUCUGCGCGAGACAAAUUUCGGAUCCGCGUUCGUGCACACAUUUCACUUUUUACUCGAAUGAUAAUUAUUGCAAUUCGCUAGAGCGGACGCAAUAUUCGAAUUCGCGUAUUCUUGGAGUAUUCUUGAGAUACACCGAAUCCCCUUGUACAUAAAUGUGCAUCGCUCGGGUGUGCGUGUAGCGUUGUGGAAAUGUGUAAAACUGCAAACACCGUGGACGGUGCUGUUGGAUGUGCUCAGAAUACUUCAGUCUCAUUGCGCGCGCAGUUGGAAGUAUCCUCUCGUAUUACGAGAAGAAGAAAGAAGAGAAACACAUGUGAACUUCGCGAAGAGAGAUCACAAAUGUUACACUGUCGCGAUAUAUCAUUUCGUACGUUAAUUAGACGUUUAGCGUACUUUUCGCGACUUUUUUUCUUUUUCUCAAAAACUCGCGAGAAAUACGACAUGCUCGACGUGCCCCAUCGCGAAGGGAACAUCCGGCGCCACCUGCGUUAUUAGGUAGACUAAUUAUAUAUCACAGCGCAAUGCAGAGGAAACAUACAAUUAACUCUUCGGAUCUCAGAUCUCAUUGUCAUCGCACACGCUCGAAACUCGUACAUACGUUUACUUAGUACUACAAUAAUGCCACAGGAAUCUCGUUUGUGCAAUUCGUGCGCAUCGAAGAUAAGCGGAGGAUAAAACGAGACACGAACGAGAAUGAAAAGAUACAGGAACGAAAGUCUGGAGAAGGAAACAUUUUAUAAGAAAGAAAUAAGAGAAAAGAAAAAACGAACAAAAUGAGAUACACAAUUCUGAGAUAUAUUUUUACAUACGUCACAAGAUACGGAUUUUUCUUUGAGGUUGUGUGUAAUAACUAAAGAAAUUACAACGGUAAAUGUCUAUUAUACAUAUGUAUACCCACACACAUAGGAUGAAUAUAGCGACUAUAUGCGGCGCUCAAUAUUAAAUAAGUUAAGGGAAACAGUCUGACGUUCACUUUUAAGCUUCAUAUGGAUUACCUGACACACAUGUGGUAUAAAAUAAUCGGUUCACUUCGUGCUCGUGUUUCAUUCAUAUAAUGAAAAUACGUUUCAUGAUAAUGAAAGAGAAAGAAGAGAAACUUCUAGAUCGUCAGACACUGAAUGAGAGUAGCCGUGUAUGUACACGAUUCUCGCUGCGACGAGAUCGUACAGGUCGAAGUUGAAGCGAACAGUCGGCAGGAAGAUCGAGGGAAGACUAAGAUACGAGAAUCGGAAGUUAAUUGGUUUCCUCGGUAUGAUCAUCGUACGUUCUUCUGUUUCUUUUGUUUCCGUGCAAUUUAUCCUCGAAUUAGAGAGAACUGGAAAAGAAAAAGAGGAGAGGAAAGGAAACAGAAAAUUUGAGGAGACUCGUUAACUUCGGCGUGUAUUAUUGAUGUUCAUUGAGAAUUGAAUACUCCGACUGUAUUAUACUAACAUUAUAGUUCUGUGUAUGCGCGUAGUUUGUCCAUUUCAUAGAAUAAGAAUGGAAAGGAUCAUUGUGAUUGCAGUUAGCGACGUUUUCGAUCACAAUUUGCUACCUACUGAAAGGCGAACGUCCUAUAUGACAAAGUAGUAGCCGAAUAUAUGAAUUUCCGUAAGACACCCGAUCGGCUAAAACCCUCAGCCUAAUUCUUUUCCACACCGCGCAUCUCUUCAGCGAUUUUCAUUUUUAUAUAAUUCACAUACAUAAAUACAUAAUAAAAUGUUCUAUCUUUUUAGACACUCGGCGAUUCAUUGCUCGACGAACCACCGCUCGAUAACACGAAAGAGAAACAAAAAGAAGGAAGAAAAAAAUAUGAGAAUCGAACAAAAUCUUAAACAAAAUACAGCAAGGGACACACAGUGGCUCAUAUUUAAUCAGCUUACUAACUCUCUCUCGACACAGUUCUUUUUUAUACACAAAUAUAUGAAUUUAUUGCUACAAUAUUUCACACACUAUCCUCGAUGCGACAUCUUUUUUCUUUUUUUUUUUCUUUUUUCCUUUUUCAUUUGUGAGGAAAACUCACGACUUGCUUAUGUGCAGAGGUGAUCGAAAAAGAGAACAAUGUUUGAUCUUAUUGUGACAAUUGCGACAGUGUACAGAUCGUAGUGAUACUUUAACAAAUAGGAAGAUACUUGUCUAUA